Messenger RNA from Cordyceps fumosorosea ARSEF 2679, 993 nucleotides. RefSeq lists its product as hypothetical. The record is from RefSeq and is a predicted model, not a curated record. NCBI's taxonomy places the organism in Eukaryota, Fungi, Ascomycota, Sordariomycetes, Hypocreales, Cordycipitaceae. The coding region runs from base 1 to 993 and encodes 330 amino acids. The transcript has 3 exons.
AUGACCGCCGACUCCCAGCAAAACAUCAUUCGCAAGUUCGUGGGCCGACUUCGCGCCGGCAGCCUGAGCCUCAUCUCCCAACGAUCCUCCUCGCACGACGCCUCCUUCUCCCCCUCCCUCUCCUCCCCCAGCCAUCACCACCACAGCUUCUCCUCGCGGCGGCGGACAAACUCGCCGCGCAGCUCCCUGUCGAGCCUCGCCGCGGCCGCGGCCGCCCGCGACGCUGGCGUCUCGCUCGACCUCUGGAACGCCGCGUACGACGUGCUCCGUGACGGGCCGGCGACCUCAGGGCUCGUGCUGACGUACGAGUCCAUCAUCGCGCAGGAGCUGCCCAGCCACGUCAAGGCGGCGGCGGGCGGCGGCAUGAGCAUCAACUUUCGCGGGCGAUCCGACGAGGACCGCCUGCGGCUGCUGCAGGAGAUCAUGAGCGCUGGGCUAGCCAAGCGGAGGGGUUCACGGACGGAGCAGGGCGAGUCGCCGGCGCGCGCGACCAUCGACGCGGCCAAGGCGGCGAUUGACGCCGUGGUGCCCGUGUACAUGUCCUCGGCGGUCGCGUGGGCCGGGAUAUGCACCAUGACACCGCUCUUGUUAGACCCCAUCUUGCGGCUCGGCUACAUACAGGCUGGCAUAUCCCACGUCCUCGGGCGCAUUGACUUCUACAUGACGCUCGCCUCGCUGCUCGCGCCGGGCAGCUGGCGCGACGAGGCCAGGUUCCGGUCGUCCCAGCAGGACGCCGCCCUCCGCGACGAGCUCACGCGGCACGCGUGGAACCCGGCGGCCAAGAACGUGGUCGACUGGGCCGGCCUGGAGGGGAUGGUGCGGCGGAUCCGGGAGGCCGACGAGGCCAUCGUCGAGCGCGUCCGGGCCGGCGCGACGGCGGUGACGCGGCACAGGCUGCUCAAGAGCUACAAGGACCUGGAGCCGCUGCCGGCGGCGGAGGACUCGCUCAGCCACCACCACAUGGCUGCCAUUGCGACGGCGGUGGCGGCGUAG